CAAGGUGCACCGCCGCCUCCCGUGCCCCUCACCUUCUUUCCCCCCGCCGCCGGCGUAGGAGCUCGCCGGAAUUUUGGCUGGACCGAGCUCCCCACGGCGGGACCUAGGAGAAUGGUUUGAAUUUGUGUUCUAAAACACACAAACCAAUAACCAUAUGCACAAACAUGCUUCUAGAUUUGUGGGGUUUUCGAUUUCCUUUGGGCAUGUUGCAUUCCUGUGAAUUCAAUUUAAUUCCUGCUGUUAACUAGAGGAGGAAGAAGAAGCCAUAUAUUUGCUAGCUGCAUUGUUGGCCGUCAAUUAUCACAGUAGCAUAAAAAUUAAAUUAGCAUGUUUGCACUUACAGAUGUGUUGUGGUAAUUUGCAAGGUCUAGAACUCUAGAUAACACAAAAGUCUGCAUUGUGUAGUUAAUUAGUCGAACCUGAGGGGGGAAAAUGAUGAUUGGUGAUGUCAAACUUCAAAUUUGAAGAGAAUAAUUACAAGAGGCAAUGAUGCUUUCCUUCCAAUAUGUGCUUGCUAGAUAGGUGAUUAUUAAUCUAAAAAAAAGGUGUUAAUUUAGAUCUCAUGUAGAAGACAAGAUAUGUUAAUCAUUAUGUGCUGAGACUAGCAAGCACUAGAUGAGCACCUGGUGUUAAUUUUAAUCCAUAGUUAGCUAUAAUUUUUGUAGAAUUUAUUGUGCAGUUUUGCUAUAUGUUCAUUGAUACACCUAAUUAUCUAAAUAAAUUAAUCAAGGCAUGAAAAUAAAUUAUUUUAGGAUGGCCAUUAUACUUUCCAGUGUUCUUAUGAUAUGUGUGACAUAUUGGUUAUACUGGUUUUGGGUAUAAGCAUGUUUACCACAUAAGUUAAUAACUAUUUUCUCAUCUUAAUGAAAUCUGGAUAGAUUUAAGAGUUGUAUAAAUUACACCUUGAUAAUGAUGUUUGCCAUUAAACUUAUCUUUGACAAAGUUGUAGAUAGCUUGUGUAUCGAGCUGCUGUUAAAAUUUGGUGGCCACUGGCCCAAUAGAUUGUGAGUUAUGUCUGUUCAAAGUUAGGAUCAGAAAUCUGUUGCUCUCAGUUUUUCCAAAACAGAUUCUGUACCUUUGCAUUUUUGACUUAGUAAACUUGUGAAUCUUGCUGUGAUGCUUAAAGAUGAAUUGUAGACAAUUUCGUAAGCUUUCCAGAAAGUCAUGAACCAACUCAUUUGGAGUUCUGUAGCUCUAGUUAUGAUUUUUGCAAAUAGAUCAUAUGCUGCUGUCCAAACUGCAGUGCUAAGCUAAUUGCUUUAGUUACACUUGAGAAGGAAAUUGUGAAAGUGACUACAAAUAUUAUGACACAUACUGUAAUCUGCAGAUAGAAUAAAAUAAUAAAAAUGCACGUCUUUUUUGCUUUGCACUUUAAUGCUUUACCAGAUUUCCCAUGAAAUGGCACUUGACAGUAAAGUGCCUCUUUGUAAUCAAAAGCAUAAUUGAUGUAUUUGUUUGCUUCAGUUCCGAACAUUAUAUAUAUUGAAUUUUUACUCGAACUUGAGUUGGUACUAGGAAAGCCAUAGUACUACUACUUGUUUACUGAAAAUUGAAUCACAAAUCACUCGACGCACCAUGCCAAUCGAGUGGAUGACUCUCUGUUAUGUUCUUGUCAAGUUUGCAGUCCUAAUUUACAAACACAAUGCACUAAAAUGUUAAUGCUUAGCUCCAUAGAAAAAAAAAGCGUACUAUCUAAGUCAAAGUAGCCAGGCUUUCAUGACUGCCGAGCCUACUGAAGACUGGCUUGAGCCGAGUCCUUUUGAGAGUGAUGACAAAGGCUCGUCAUCAGACCAGAGCAACUCAUACGAGGAUGAGGUUUCAAUCACACCACCUCCGGAGAAGAAACGCCGUACGAAGGAAGAAAAGGAGGAACAAAAAGAUCCGACCUAUGCUCUGCAGGUUGAUGAUUCUUCAACUUCAUCACGAAAUUCUGGCACCCCACCACGGAAACAAGCAGACCGCGUGCCGGUGGUACCUUUGUGUUUGGAGUUCUUUGAGGAGGUGGGAGAACAGGAGGGGCAUGGAUCCGGUCCCACCCCGAGCACAACAGCUAAAACGGAAUCUGCCAUUAGUGGCAAGAAGAGGGGGCAACAUGGGAGGCACAAGGUUCACAAAAAGGUGCAUGCCAUACACAGGAUAGGGCCACAUGGAGAGCCCUUGGAGCCAGAAAGUGUCAUCGGCCCGUUUAGCAACCAGUGCUCCUGUAUAGUCAGGGAGCACGUGCCGAUCACUUAUUCGGAUUGGAGGAAAGUGCCGGAUGACCUGAAGGGUGCCGUGUGGGGAGAGGUGAAGAGGCGGUUCAAGUACCCAGAGGACCAGUUUGAUGAAGAUGUGUGCAAGCGCCAUGCUUUGUUUAUUGCAGGCAAAGCGCUUCGCAACUUGAGGUCAACCCUCAAUAAGAAAUAUGUGCAUAAAGGCAAAACACCCUAUGCAGACUACAACUUCAUCAAGCGCCACGUCUGGGAAGAGAUUGUUGAAAAGAUGACGACCGACAAAUCAAAGGCCAAGAGUAAGAAGUUCUUCGACCAAGCAAAGAUGAAUGAGCUACCCCAUCACCUGGGCCCGACUGGGUACGUUGCUAAGAGGAAGAAGUGGCGGCAGGAGGAAAGUGAGGCAGCUGCAUCCGGCCAGGAGAAUCCAUUGCUAGGCAUCGACAAGAGGGGACGUGACUACUUCAAUGCUCGUCGGCCGAAGAGGCUAAAGGAGGGCAGGACCAAGUACAACGAGCCAAAGACAGAGGCGGCAGAGAAGGCUUUGAUCGCGGUCUAUGCCGCCAAGGAACGCGGGGACUUCAAACCUCAUAGGGAGCAUGACUUGCUGACGGAGGCCCUGGGAAACCCCGAGCACCGCGGCCGCAUUCGAGGCGUAUCCUCGAGGAUGAGCUGGAAGAAUGUGGACUCAUGGAAAUCUGAUGCUGUGUCUUAUCACCCAAGGCAAAGAUAUAAGGAAGGGCUCAUCCAGCAGGGCAGAGACGAGGCAAUGAAAGAAAUGACCAUGGGGACAAUACAAGAGACAUUUACGAGCACAGACCCCAAGAACAUUUACGAGCACAGACCCCAAGAUUGUGGAGCUAAGGAUUUAGAUGUUUCGCGAGGCUGGCGUGCUGACACAACAAGAUCAAGCGCAGAUGUCGCCGGGUACCUCAUAAUGCCAAAGGUACCCAGCUGAUGAGAUCACAGAAUAAACACUUGCCUCGCUCUAGGUGCCCUGGGGCAGGACAGGAAAGAAAAAGACUGUGGCACAGGGCUAUUUACAUCUGCCCGACCCUGAAGCCAGAUACCACGGGAAGCCUAUCCCUCAAGAAUAUGCUGUGGUGUACUUGGGGUGGAUGUCCGACGACUUCGAUAGUGAUGAACUUGACUUUCCCCCUGAAGAGGGAUACACGACCAUCGCCGGUGCUCGCGUGCUAUGGAACAAGGCAGAUAUUGUCUUAGAAGAGAAGAAGCCGGCAUCAAAGCCCUCGGAACCGCAGUCGUCUCCACCGGGUGGCCCAAGUGACGACGACGAUGGCAGUGGUGGCGAUGGCCCAUCUAGCAGUCCUGGACGUAGCCCGCCUUCCGACAUGAGCAACCAACAAGGAGGCACAGGGGGUGCACCGGGCAAUUAAACACCGCCUCCAACCGAUCAAAUGGGCACCGGGCAAUGUCCUCCUGCGCCCAAAAAGCCUACCGACGAAGCUGACGACAAACCGGCCCACCUCACUACAGAGGAAUGGGCCGCGUCCCGCAUAGCCGAAGACUUCACGUAUACAACAAUGUUCGAUCGGUAAAUAUUCUAAUGGCAACCAAACAUAGUCAAUAGAGAUGAUGCUAACAGACUUUUUCCACUCCUUGUCUUAUCUUAAUUACAGUCUGCCAACACCGCCGUCAAUUUGGGGCCUUGGUGAAGAUUGCCUCGUUAACUUUGAGAAUGGCAAGUUCAUGUUGCCUUUGGGCAAGCUUGUCGAGGAGGAAUGGCCGGAUCGGAGGUUCCAUCUUUGGUAUAUGCAUGCAUCAAAGUUAGGAAUGAAAGAAUUCGUUGUGAAGGCCCCCAAGGAGUACUUCCAUUUGGAAGAGGAUUGUGAUUUUGUUGUUGAAUUCCAUGACAUGCAUAGGAUGUUGCGGCGCAAGGAUCUCGACGUUGCACAAGUCACCCUUUUUGCCUUGAUGUAAUCAUAUGUAGCAAGUGAACUAGAGGACAAUACUAUCUACCUAUCUCCUAUGCAUAUAACCCAAAGGGCCAUCAUUGGGCAUGAUGUAUUAGACACACACCCUAUGCUAGUGAAUUUGGAUCUGAUCUAGCAAAUGGAGGUUCGGAUUAGAAUGAAACACGAGAUCAUGUGGAGAAAAGGAUAAUACAUCUUAAAAGCCAUGAAGAAGAUCGAAGAACAUGGGUGUAUCCUUGCCGCGCACCAAUUCGGCUUGGGUGUCAUGGGCCACUGGAUUGUAUUCAUGAUCUAUCCUCAGGAUGGAAAGGCUGUCAUAUUCGACUCCUUGCGCGAAACUAACAAAAAGGGGUACAAGGAUUUCGAAUACUGUCUGCGAUACGCUUAUAGGAAAUACGUAGAGGACCCCGAAUCCUAUGAUCGGAGGUUCGAGAAAAAGAAGCAGAAGUAUGGCACAAAAUUGCGCAUUAGGCGACAAUUCUCGUGCGCCAAGCAACCUGAAGGGUCAGUUCUGUGUGGAUACUAUGCUUGUGACUACCUCAGGUGUUGCGUAGAGUACAGCCGCAGCUGGCGACAACUCAAAAAAAUCUACUGAGAUAUUGGAGAAGGCAAAAGGUGGACAAGACAAUCAUCAAAUAUACAAUAUCUAACAUUUGUAAGAUUGUUACCGACGAAUGUUGUUCUGUUGACGGGAAAGUCUUUAAUCACGAGAGCGAGCUCGCAAUGGAGCCGAAGUACAAGAGUCUACGCAACUGGAGAACCGAGCUCAAAAUGAAAGACUACAAGUUACCAGAUCUCUUUUGAUUUUUGUAAACUUGUGUUAUGAGUGAACUAUGAACUCUGUGAAUGUAAUAUGAACUUUGUGGCAUGCAUGCAUCAAUCGUGGAUAUUCAUAUGAAUGGAUGUAAUUGAACUGUGUUAUUAUUUCA
This is a messenger RNA of Panicum virgatum (switchgrass), 5073 nucleotides long. RefSeq lists its product as uncharacterized. The transcript is spliced from 6 exons. Bases 1717 to 3168 code for a protein of 483 amino acids. NCBI's taxonomy places the organism in Eukaryota, Viridiplantae, Streptophyta, Magnoliopsida, Poales, Poaceae. The record is from RefSeq and is a predicted model, not a curated record.